AUGAAAGAAGUGACCAUAUCCGAGACAUCGUCACUAGGCGCGCAAACGUAUAUGCAAAUCCAGCCUGACUGGUCUAAUGCCUGCGAAUUUUUCUGGCUAGAUGUAUACAAACGCAACAUAAAAAUCGCGCCAUCUAACGUCAAUACAGUCGAUCCAGACGAACACUUGGUAGCCGAGGUGCAAUCCAGUCCGAGUAUCCAAUACCAAUUACCGCUGUCAAUAGAUGAACAGACCUCUUCAGGGCCACAUUACGCACGAAUCUGCAAUCGAGAUAUCUCUAAGGUCGAGAUUGAAGUGGCGCAACAGGACAAAACGUCUAUAAAGAAGCUAAGGACAAUAUUUCAAGCUCCAAAUGAGACGGUGGACAUCCCGAGCUCAGAACUAGAGGCCGUCAAUAAACAAACUUUGCAACUGUACACAGUGGAUGUAAGUCAAGAUGAGAGAUAUGUAGUUGUUGGAGGCACCGAUGGAGCCUGCAUGCUCUGGGAUAAGCAGAAUAGAGCCCAGAUGCUGCCUUUAAAAGGCCAUGUAGCUGAUGUCACCAGGGCUCGCUUCUUCCCAAGUUCGAAAGUUGUGCUUACAGGUUCUUUAGACCUUACCUUACGAAUUUGGAGCGUACAGGGAAGGUGUGCUGCAGUAAUGAAAGGGCAUCUAGGAGGAAUUGAGGAUGUUGUGAUCCUUGGCAGAGGCAGAAAUGUGUUGUCAUGCGGAAACGACGGCCUAAUCCAACUAUGGAAUUGUGGGACGCAAGACGCCAUUGCCAAGUGGGCAAAUGACGAUCAAAGUCCGGUCCACUGCUUGUCAGUCAUGCAUGAUGCUGCCCAGUUAUUUGUUAAAGGUGAUAGUCAGCCACAUAUAAGUGAGAAUGAAGCUGAGACGGACGGAAAAGUAUUUUACGCCGGGCUGGAUAACGGAGAGAUGCUUGGAGUGGACAUCCGUGCGCGAGCAGCGGUUUUAAAUCUCGAGAACCUUGCUGGUUCGAUUCUUUCGUGUGCUGCUACAACUGCGACAGCGUCAGUGCCAAUGCUUUUUACUGGAAGUGAAGAUGGAUUAUUGACAGUUUGGGAUCUUCGCCACUUUAGGACUCCAUUGCACGCCUUGUCGCGGAGCUCGGCGCCGAUCCAUAGUGUUGUAGUUUCAGCGCUAUAUUCUGAUAAUAACACCUCAUCUGGAAGUAUAUGGACCGCCCAUGGCGACGGCGUGUGCAGCAAGUGGAGCAAUCUUGGAGAAACGCCUCAUGUGUCCACGGAGCUAACUGGUCCACAGUAUGACGCCGUUCGCGGAGUCGCGAUUGGAGCCCAAAGUGGUCGCAUAUUCACUGCUUGUCGCGAUGGGCGUUUACGUGAAUAUUCACCCCUGUAG
Plasmopara halstedii is the source of this 1362-nucleotide messenger RNA. RefSeq names its product WD40 repeat-containing protein. The record is from RefSeq and is a predicted model, not a curated record. NCBI's taxonomy places the organism in Eukaryota, Oomycota, Peronosporomycetes, Peronosporales, Peronosporaceae. Gene Ontology annotation, molecular function: protein binding. The transcript has 4 exons. The coding region runs from base 1 to 1362 and encodes 453 amino acids.